AUGGCGCCUCCAAGCAGUCUACGGAGUGUUCGCAGUACGCGGGUUCGCGCGCUCAGCGAUGCUUUCCCUCCGUCGAGCAUGCCGAGUCUCCCGACCCCCACCACUCCCUCGUAUUCUCAUGUCUCCAGUUACCGUUCUCUGCAAAUGGAGCUUUUGGUCUACUCGCCGAGUGUAAAGGUGGUCUCGAGUCCCUGGAGCACCAACCACACUCUUCCGGUCUUUGGUGAUCACGACGUCGUUGGGGGGAAAGUCAUUUUGGACCCCAGCUGCCAGUCUGGACGGCUAAUAUUGACGAUCGAAGGCGCGUUCACGUACAACUCGACAGAGAAAACGGAAAACAAUACUCCAUCUUAUGAGUCGUGCCCUGAGAAGAAACGACAUGUCUUUUUCUCUUCCUCAAAAGUCAUCCAAAUCUCUUCGUCUGACAAUUCGCCGCGUUCUGCGUUCCGUGAUGUCUUCGUCCUGAAACGAAGGCCAAGUGGGUCCAGUAUCAAAUCGAUGGUACUUGAGCCACGCGUUCAUGGGUUCUCGUUCGAUCUUCCACGGAGUCAACGAUCAGGGGAAGAGAUGCCGCCCACCUUUUCCUACUCGGAUCCUAAAAGUGCGCCAUUCGAGGUUGUCUAUAAACUUUCCGCUCUUUGGGAGUCAUCGGACAUCACCGAAAACCCUUCAUUUCUCGAUGUCCCAAUUAUCAUGCAUCAAGACACCGACUUCCACUCGGUUGAUGUCAAGCCUGACAACUCGACCUCUUGGUUAGAGAUGCCGCUCAAAUCUGAUAGGCCCACCACUUUCCGUUGUGCUGUUACAUUACCGACGUCUGUCACUUUCUCUCGCGCUGCCUCUAUUCCAUUCUUUGUCGUUUUCACCACGACGCCACGAUCUUCGCCACUUGCUCGCGAAAUUGCCGCCGACGCGACCAUUUCUAUCACCGUCUUCUCUCAAAUAACCAUCACAGAGCCUGCAGUGUUGCCCAUCACUCCGCCACAGACCCCACAAAGCGAAGAGUCGUCCUCAGACUCCUCCUCGUUCCAUCAAGGCUCCAGAUUGCUUCGUCGAGUCCGCUCCCGCCAAUCACCAUGGUCAGCUCGCUCUACGGAAGAUAGUGAAAAGGACAAACCACUCCCGCGCCUCCCAACCCAAACCGCCUUCACCACUACUCAGACGAUCUAUAACGGCAUUUCCAUUGGGUUCCCCAAACGCCCACGACAUCAACAUGGGCCUGAAAAGCACCCGUCACUGCACGCCCAUCAGGCACUCCCUGACGGCUUAUAUAAGUCCAAAAUUCCACUUGAUCGUGAAAUGCUCCCCAGCAUAGACUGGGCAAGCGUUUCCGUCAAGUAUUAUAUGGACGUUUCUGUUCUCUUCGGCCAGGAGGAACUACGCGGGCGCGUCCCUCUGCGGAUAAUCUAA
Messenger RNA from Mycena indigotica, 1410 nucleotides. RefSeq lists its product as uncharacterized. The coding region runs from base 1 to 1410 and encodes 469 amino acids. The transcript is spliced from 5 exons. NCBI's taxonomy places the organism in Eukaryota, Fungi, Basidiomycota, Agaricomycetes, Agaricales, Mycenaceae. The record is from RefSeq and is a predicted model, not a curated record.